Suncus etruscus (white-toothed pygmy shrew) is the source of this 1657-nucleotide messenger RNA. RefSeq names its product gasdermin E (gene GSDME). The record is from RefSeq and is a predicted model, not a curated record. Gene Ontology annotation, biological process: programmed cell death. Gene Ontology annotation, cellular component: cytoplasm. The transcript has 10 exons. Lineage: Eukaryota; Metazoa; Chordata; Mammalia; Eulipotyphla; Soricidae. Bases 148 to 1626 code for a protein of 492 amino acids.
CUCGCCUCGCCUCGCCUCCGCCCAGCAAGCCCGGGCCUCCCCACGGCCCCCGCGGCUCUCGGAGGCGGGAACCGAGCAAAGGUCCCCGCGCCCGGCGCGCAAGACUCCGGAGACUGCGGCUGCGGGUGGUAAUCUGGAGCUCUCAAAAUGUUUGCCAAAGCAACACGGAACUUUCUCAAAGAAGUCGAUGCUGACGGUAACCUGAUUGCUGUCUCCAACUUGAAUGAUUCAGAUAAGUUACAGCUUCUAAGUUUGGUGACCAAAAAGAAGAGAUUUUGGUGCUGGCAGAAACCCAAAUACCAGUUUCUCUCUCUCACCCUUGGAGAUGUUCUUAUAGAAGACCAAAUUCUGAGUCCAGUGGUCGUGGAGUCGGACUUUGUAAAGUACGAAGGCAAGUUUGAGAACCAUGUGAGCGGCUCCAUUGAGACGGCCCUGGGAAGGGUGAAGCUGAAUGUGGGUGGCAAAGGCCUUGUGGAAAGUCAGUCCUCAUUUGGAACCCUCAGGAAGCAGGAGGUGGACUUGCAACAGCUUAUCCGAGAAGCUGUGGACAGGAAAAUAAACCUGAGAAGUCCCAUCCUGCAGCAGGUGCUGGCACAGCCAGAAGAGGUGCUAUGUGUCUUGACACAGAAGAUCGUGACCACACAGAAGUGCGUCAUCUCUGAGCAUGUGCAGAUUGAGGAGCGUUGUGGGGGCAUGGUGGGCAUCCAGACCAAGACGCUGCAGGUGUCAGCCACGGAGGACGGCAACAUGGUCAAGGACUUGAACGUGGUGCUGGAGAUCCCAGCUGCUGCUACCAUCGCCUACGGUGUCAUUGAGCUGUACGUGAAACAGGAUGGUCAGUUCGAGUUCUGCCUCCUGCAAGGCAAGUGUGGCGGCUUUGAGCAGGAGCAGACGAAUGGUCGCGCCCCCUCCAUGGACCUACUGCCCUUCGGAGAGUUCAACUUUGGGGACAUGCCUGACGGCCCACGGGAGCCCCUAAGGAUUUUAAAACAAGCCUCCCAACUCUCGAAAGAUUAUUUCCACCCCUUUGUGGAGCUGUCGGUGAUGAAGCAGACAGCUCUGAACAACGCUUUCCAGGCAGUCCUGUUCGAUGACGGAUCUCUCCUGGCCCUGGAGCAAGUAUGUGACGACAUGGUGAGGGGCCUGUCACCCCAGAAGGCCAUGCUUAGGGAGCUGCAGCGCCCUCAGCAGGAGGCUGUCACAGCCUUCUUGGAGCUGGUGAAGUACCCUGUGCCAGGCAGUGGUGCUGGCGCCAAGGAUGUGGACAGUGCUCCAAAGCUGCUCUCCAUGGCCUACUUGCUUCUCAGUGCCUUGGCAGAAAUGCCGGAUAAUGCUUCUGCUCUGCUGGGUACUUGCUGUAAGCUCCAGAUUAUUCCUACACUCUGCCAUUUGCUUCUAGCCCUGUCUGAGAAUGGAGUGUCUGACCUCAAAGAUCCAGUCUUGGCACCACUGACAGACACAGAAAAAUUUGGGAUUGUGCAGCGGCUGUUCACCUAUGUGAACAUCGACCUGGAGAGGCUGCAGACAACCGUGAAAGCCAGCAGCUGUCAGGAGCCUCUUAUUUUCCCACUAAUUCUCUGUAUAAGCUUGAAUGGACUCUGUGCAUUGGGGAGACCUCAAGAGUAACGUCAUUUGGCAAUUAUAAGUAUACACUGUU